UCAAUCAGUUUGUUUGCGACUCUCGUGUGGUGUGUUGGUUUAAGGAAGUGCUCAAUAAAAUGUGUAAAUUAAUGGUUCAGUAAUAUUCGUUUUGUUGACUUGUUGUAAAUAACCCAUUCAAAAUGGGAAAGAAAUUAACAGAAGAAAUGGUUAUUGCCCGAACAAAAAUAUCAGAUCUUUCAAAAAUUAAAAGGUUGAAUUGUUGGGGCAGUGAACUUGAAGAUGUGACUUUAUUGAGAAGAAUGCCCUCAGUUGAAGUGCUGUCUUUAAGUAUAAAUAAAAUCAAUACGUUAGUGGACUUUCAAUUUUGCCAGCGGUUAGAAGAACUUUAUAUAAGACAAAAUGAUAUUAGAGACGUUUGUCAAGUUAUGUACCUGCAGUGCCUACCCAACCUGAAAAAUUUAUGGUUAGGGGAAAACCCAUGUGCCAAUAGCGAAGGAUAUCGGCUGGCCGUAAUUAGAGCUUUACCCCAAUUACAAAAACUAGAUAACGUUCAAGUGACCCCGGAAGAAAUUAGAGAGGCUCAGCGUAAUGGUAAAAUUUUAGUUCAUCCCGAAGACAGUCAAGACGAAAGCGAGGAGGAAUAUGUACAGCAAACAAUGCCUAUUCAGCGAUCGGCGUCCAGGGAUCAUUACUCAGAAAACGAAAAUAGUCCACCGCAUAUUAGUCCACGAAGGAGAGAGGAGACAAGAGUUCAACAACCUUCAGAUUAUGAAGACGUUGAGGGUAGCGAAGAAUUGUAUCCAGGUGAAGAUGCAUCUGAAGGAAGUCGGGACUUCACACCUCCGCGGACGUCUUCGCCGAAAAAACAAGAGGUUCAGAGACGAACGUACUCCCCAGAACAAGAAUACGUUGAGAGGAGAUCAGUUGCAUAUGAUAGGGAGUCUCCACGACAACAGCAAUAUUAUGAUAAAUCAUCACCUACUAAUACAUCAUUCGAAGGAGAAUCCAACGAGAUCACAACUACAUACCGCGAAACGAAGUUAGUUAAUAGUCAGUCGGCCAGCUGCAUCAAGGAAUAUACCAAUGGAAAUGGAGAAAGAUACAGUUAUCAUUCAGGAAGUGAAUAUUGCGUAACCCAAGUCCCUGCAGAUAGGGCAAGGGACAGAGAGAGGUAUACUUGCCCAGCUGCACAUCGAUCACAUUUCACACGGAGACCUGUUACGAGGAACUCAAAUAUUCUUUCGGCAGUGUUAUGCCUGGUUAAAGAAUUGGAUUAUCCCAGUUUAGAAGUGGUAGAAAUGGCAGUGAGAUGUAGAAUGGACGAAAUGGCGGAAUGACAUACGAAAUCACCUGACGAUAACAUCGCACAACACAUUAACGAACAGCUUUAAUAAAAGGGUCUGAGAUUUCCAUACUUUUAUUGUUUAUACAUUUAUUAAUAUAAGUACAUAGUAUUAUAUAAUUUUACAGGUAAUUAAUGGGUUGCAUUUGAUUGAUUUCCGUUUCAAUUUAGUCUUUUAAAUAUUUGCCAUUUCACUCUAUUUAUUAUUAUCUUUGUAUUGACUUUUUAAUUUCUUUCUGCGUUUUCUAGUUGAUUGUAGAAAGUAAAAGUUUUUGUCUUCGGUUAGCAAUUGAAAUUAAAUAUCUUCAAUAAUAUAACACAAAGAAAUGAAAAGGAUAUAAAAACCAAAAUAUUUUUGUGUAAAGUACCUAGACUGGGAAAUCGGCUAGAAAAUUUAAACCGAAUAUAACAAAAUUCACUUUGGCAGCAUUGUGUAAAGAUGAUUAUAUGACAUAAUACAAAUUUAAUCGUUUAAUUUAACCCAUUAAUACUACAGACUUAAUUACCUAAUAAAAAUGACAAUUGCUUAUACGUACCUUUCUUUUCUUUUUUGAUAUUUACAUUUAUCAUUUUCAUAGCACGUGUAGGGAAAUAAUAAAGACAUGUAACGAUUUUGUAUUUUCCACAUUGUUUUUAUAUAAACUCGUAUGUACUUAUACAUUUAUAAAAUUUUAUAACAAAGAGUUUCUAUACUCUCGAAUUAUUGUUAUGGACACGCUUCGAACGCGUGAAAAUGUAAAUAUAUCUGUAACGAUAAAGAAAGUUGAAAGUACUUUAUGAAAUUUGAGCCUGCUCACAAUAUACUAGGCUCUUCAAUAAGUUUUAAACAGAUUGAAGUCGCUAGGGACCAAAUUUGAGGAAUAGGCUGGACAAAAUUCAUGAAUUUUAGCCAUUGUUAAAAUGACCAUACGACACAGUGAAUUGUCCUGAUGAAAAAGGAUUUUUUCUUCUGCAAACCGAGUCUUUUUUACGAUUUUUUUCCUUUAGCUGGUCUAAAAGGUUACAAUGAUAGGUAUCCAGAAUUUAUUGUUUUACCAGUUUGCAAGUAAUCCACAAACAGAAUUCCUCUCGCAUCCCAAAAACUGACGCUAACCCCUUCCCUAAUAACACCAAACAUUCCAUGUAUGUUCCUAGAAUAUACACACAGGACAUUGAAAACAUUCCUGGAAUGUCCUCAAAAGCACAAGAACGUCCCCUAAAUGUCCCAGGAAAGUAAUGUGUCAGCAUUUUAAACAUUCCUUAAUGAAUGUCUACGAAUGUUCUUUGGACAUUCACAGUAUAUUUUUUAGACUUUCCCUGGAUAUAGUCGCUGAUGUGACAUAAUACAGUGGAACCUCGAUAAGUCGGAUUAAUCGGGACCGCGGCCGAUCCGGGUUAUCGAAAAUCCGGGUUAGCCGGAGAAUAGGGUAAAAAUUAAUAAAAUACGGUACUCUUACAGAUAAACUUAUUGUAAAUUAUAAUUGCCAAGAAAAUGAAAUACUUACGUCCAGUACAUCUAAAUUACGUAAAGUUGUAUACAUUAUUGUUUAUUUCUUGGUAAAAAAACUCGGUCAAAGUGAAAACAUUUGUAUUUUAUCUGAUGAAAAUCGAUCCGGGUUAUCGGAGGCCGACUAACCCGUUGUCCUAGGUGAGCGACGGAAAACGACGCGACGCGAUGCGAUGCGACCAGUAAUUCACGCGACGCGAUGCGAUGCGACCAGUAAUUCACGCGACGUGUGGCUUAUGUAGCGUCGCAUCGCGUCGCUUUCCAUCACUCAAACCAGGACAAACGUGACGAUGUCAAUUAUUCAUUCCUAUUCUUAAGUUGGGGAAGUAUACGGCAGUGUUACUAGAAAAUUCAUAUUUUAAAUACUUAGCAAAAAAAUUCCAUAAACGAAAAAGAAAGACAACAAAUGUCAUAUAUUUAGAACGAGUAAAUUUGGAAAGUUUAAUCAUUUAUAUCCGAAAUUAAUGAAAUAAUCCACGUUGGUUUAAAGAGUAUUGUGGCUUAUUCACUUUCGAUUAUAUCAUUGCAGCUGUUAAACUCAGUAUUAAUAACUGAGCUAUCAAUAAGUAAUUUUCAAAAAACAAAUUCUAUUGAGGAGAGGCUGUUACUGACUUUAAGGUAUGUUAAUGAAAAAACACUGGUACUAUAUAGUUAUUAUUAGUUUUUAUUUAUUUAAUAAACUAUUGCGUAGCAUAAUUUGAAUUAAAAAAAGCAAUGGGGCGUCACACUGUGUCGUGUCUCGUCGCGAACAAAUCAAGUUCGCACUUCGUCGCGUCUUGUCGUAGACUGAUUUACCCGAAAACGUAGGCCAUACACAAAUACAACCAUUACUUGAUAUUUUCGCGCCGUGUCGCGUUGUCGCGUUUGUCGUUCACCUAGGACAACGGGUUAUCGGAGUUCCACUGUACCUCCCGUUUGUUUUUUUAUGAGUUUUGUAAGAGAGACUAAAAACUUUUUUUUUACAGUCAGCUCCUGUUUUCAUAUGAUAUUUUUUGACAUGUUUUGUAGUAAAUUCAAUGAUCGAUUUACUACAAAACAUGUCAAAAUUUACAUGUGAAAACAGGAGAUGACCCUAAAAAUGGUUUUUCGUCUCCUACAAAAUUCAUGAAAAAGCAGAUAGGAGGUAUUGUCACAUCACCGACGAUAUACCAGAAGUAUAUGUGGCCAUACCAAAUAAUACAUCCUUGAUAAAUAUAAACAUUUUUAUUGCACAAAAUCUUGUCAUAUAUUUUUUCCAUAAUCAUCACUUCGAUGAUGAUUCAUUGUAUUGAAUUGUACAUUACAAUUACAAUCUGGUCAUAACUGACCAAUGAGCAAUUUUAAUUUAACCUAAAUUACUACUGUUCCUUAAAAUGAAGAGCUUACCCCAUAGCGUCUCUUAUCUAAUCUAACAAGAUGGUGCACUAUUUUAACAUAGACAGGCACACAAGCACUAUACUCUGCUUUUCACUAUCACCUAUCACUCAAACUAGUUCAAAAGGCUUUGUUCUCUUCAAUCUUCUAGUUUGCCCAGUAGUAUCGAGGAGCUGGAUUUCCUCAAUAUUCUCGUACUUAUGAAGUUGUUGCUCGUGACUUCCUGCCAUCUUCUUGCUGAUUAUAUCUAGGUUCCAUUCCUAGGUCCUUAUGGAGAUCACUGUUUGUCUCAUACAAUAUUUCUCAGUAUUUUGUUCUGGAAUCUUUGUAUAAUUUUUAUAUUACUUGGUCUAGUACACCCUCAUAGUGGGCAUCCAUAAAUCCAUACAGGUCUUAAUAUUUGUUUAUAAAGUAAUAACUUAUGCAUCGACAAUGUGGAGUUUCUUCCAAUUAAUUAGCCAAUACACUUUUUAUAUCCUUUUUUUGCCUUUCAUUGCCACAAGGCUAUACGUUUCCUUCCUGUUUUUUUUGUAGACCUCUUUCAGCUGAUUCUAAAAAAAUAAAUAAAAUAAAUGGUAAUUUUUCUAUUUUUUACAAUUGAACGGGAUUCUGCAGAAAGGAUCCAAACCACACUUUGUUAAAACUGAGAUAUUAGCCAAAAACUUUACGAUAAAAUUUAAAAUUCUCUAUUAAAAAUAAUCAUGGUUUAACAAUAAAAUCGUUAAUAUUUGCAUUAGAUUUGAUUUAACACAUACUGCUUGAUUCAAGAAAACAGUUGUUUCCCAAAAAAAAUCCACUUUUGUGGCUUGGUUCUCUUCUGCAAAACAACUUAAGUGAAUUCAAAGUGAACAAGCAAUUAUUUUAAAAUAAUUGUAAUUGUAAAAUACAAUAAAAGAAUGUUAAUAUGAAAUUACUGGGUUUUAAUAAUUUGUUCGAUUUCAAAAUCUGGGAGUCCCUGAAUUCAAGAAAACAGUUGUUUUAAAAAAAGUCCACUUUUGUGGCUUCGUUCCGUUCUGCAAAACAACUUAAGUGAAUUCAAAGUUAACAAACAUUUAUUUUCCAUUAUUGAGUUACAUAAUCAGGCGUAUAAUCUAAAAAAAUGUUAGUAUGAAAUUACUGGCAUUUAAUAAUUUGUUCUGGAAGUCCCGUGAAUUCGAGAAAACAGUUGUUUUAAAAAAAUCCACUUUUGUAGCUUGGUUCCCUUCUGUAAAAUAACUUAAGUGAAUUUGCAUAAAGGAACCAACCCACAUGGAUCUUUUCUGCAAAACGCUGUCAUGCUGCAACGAUAAUGUUGGUUGGUUCUUUCGCUCAUAGAGGACGGUAUAUAUCGUAUGUGGCUUGGUUAUUUUCUGCACAAGUAUCUACGGGGUAUUUUACAACCUAUGAGACUGUUAAUAGGAAAAAUACAUAUUUGUGGUUUGGUUCCUUUCUGCAGAAUCCCGUCCAAUUAAAAAUCAAAAGAAAUAGGUACUAUUUACAGGUAAUAAUAUGCAUAAAUAAUUCGUUUAAUAAAGAAUAAAGAAAAUUGAAAACGGAUUUUAUAAUACUUACAUAAUUGUUUAAACAAAAGAGAUUCAGUCAGAGCAAAACUAACAGGGAGAACAGCAAAAAAACCACUAAUUUCCAUUUUCCCAAUAUUCUUUAUCUAUGCAUUUUCCAAUCAUAAAUUUUUAGCUUAUCAUGAAAUGUGAUGACCACGCGACCUUACAUAGAUACACGCGCGGCAAAUUUGAAAAUGAACGCAAAUUGAAUAGUAAAUGGCCUCUCUUAAAAUAUAGGACAUUGGUAGUAUGUUCAUAGAAUGUCUUGUGGUAACAUUCCACCAAUAAUUUAAUCAGAUGUUUACCGAAUGUUCCUUGAAUGUCCAGGACAUUCAUACAUUAAUAGAACUUUUAUAGUACAUUCCUGGAAUGUUUUGUGUUGUUAGGGUUAUAGUUAAACAGUAAUUUUAAUAAUUAUUAAUAAAUUCAACAAAAAUACAAAUAAUCGUAAGGCUUAGAUAUCUAUUUAAUGAAUGAUAACAAACUGAUUUUGACAUAUUUUAUGACAGCGUUUCAUGUCAAAUUGCAAUAAUACUACGCAUGCGUAAUCUCUGAAAUCAUCUGAACUGGGUUCAUGAACGCUUGAAUUUCAGCGUUCAGAAUGAACGUUCAUAUGAAGAGUGUACCAACAUAACAAAAAAAUUAGGCUAGUAGCAACGCCCUCUCUUAUCGAAUCGCAAAAGUUAUUGAACAGCCUAGUAUAAUAGAAAAGAAUAAAAGAUUUAUACGUACAAUGAUUUUUAUAACCCAUAAUUUGGAAUUGUUUUGUCCCGACGACGUUUCGUCUGCUUCUGCGACAGACAUUAUCAAUAGAGAGAUAUUGCAUAAUCACUUUUGCACUUGCUGUAAUACAGCACUCGUUAUUUUGACAGUAGAGCAUGCGCAGAUGUGAUAUUUGGCUUACGCUGCGGUAUUGGAAAUAGUGCCUGCCGUUAUUAGGGGAGCCGUUACGCUCGUAACGUUGCGCUAUUUUCUUUUCAGGUUAUGUUUGUUGUUUGCCUUUCAUUUAAACCAAGUUUAUUUGUAAUAAUUUUCUAAAAUGAGUACCCCUCAGACAGUAGCAUACGAAUCAGAUUUACAUCUGAUGACGAUUUGUGUUUAUUAAAAUAAGUUUUAGGUCAAAAUCAAUUGACUUAUUCAGAAAAUUGGACGUUAGUUCAGGAAAACAUGAAGUGUACAACAGGAAAUUUUUUUAUUUUAAGAACACUCAAGGAUCAUUAUUUGUUUCUCAUGCUCGAUAUUUGGUAGAGAAUUCAAACUUUCCUUCCAUUUAAAUCAAAUUCUUUAUUUUUAGCAUGUAAUAGGUAAUAGGUGUAGGUUCAUCUUCCAGAAUGUUAUGCAAGAUGAUAAAUUAUAUGUCUUUAUCAUUAGCAUUGGCCAAAAUGAGAGCUUCUAACUAAAUCUUGAUCCAAAAGUGCAUACAAAUUAGACAAACAACUAAUCUUGAUCGAGCCUUAAAAAAAAUACUGCCACCAAAAUUUUGAGCAAUAUCUGUAUUUAUGACACGUCUGAGAAAUGUCAAUUCUGUCAAAAUAGCGCGAUGUAAAUAGCGCAACGUAGGCUGUGUUAAAUUUGCAAUAUAUCUCUAAUGUUUGUAAGUAUUUGUUCUACUUCAAAUGAGAUGCAUAUCGAUGGAUUCAAGAGACAUCCACGCAAUUUACUUAUGAUAAACGUGAAUAGAAAGAAUAAUUUGUCGAUAUCAAUCAUGGUACUUUUGUUUUUUUACUGUUUAUAUUAUUUAUUUUUGGUUGCAAAUGGAUAAAUGUAAAUUUGAUAUAACCGAUAAACAGGCUUAGAUUUCAUAAAAUGCUCUGGGUAGCUUUCUCUAAAAAAAAUAAUAACCCAGGUACUUAAAAUCGCACUAAAUAAAUUAAAUACAGGUAUAAUGAAUAUGUAAGAUUUUUAUUAAUUUAUAGACAUUUUUAUUCUACAUAUAGAUCUUUUUUGUAAAUAUUUGAAACGCAUAAGAAACUUAAAAUUGGUCGAAGUAUACGCAUUUCUUCGAUUGAAAAUAAAAUAUAGUUGUUCUCAGAGCCUUCUUUCAGUGCGUCACAAGUGACAGAAAUAAAGGUACGUCCGUGAUUAUACACCUUUAUAACAUUUCUUCUAGUUGCUGAUAGAUGACGCUAUAAUCGGAAAAAAUGAUUAUCUAUACGACUACAAUCUAGAGUUCUUCUCAGAUCCUUAUUUCAGUGUGUCUUUAAUUUUGACGUCAUAUGGGAUUUUAAGAAUAUGUAAAAUCAUUGCAUGACAUUUCAGUUAAAUCUGACAGUUGUCAGAAUCGCAAUUAGCCAAAUAUGAAAAGGUUAUUGCAGUAAAGGUAUAACACUUUUAUUUGUAAUUUAGUAUAAAAACAAAUCAAUAGUGUUUAUUGUAUUUGUAAAAAGUUCUGUUCUUUGAUGUGUAUAGUCGCAUAAAUUGUAUAGAUUAUAGUCGUAUAGAUAGUAGGUAAAUUAUUUUUUAUUAUAGCGCCAUCUAUCAACAACUAGAAUAAAUGUUAUAAAUGUGUAUAAUCACGGACGUACUUGUUUCUGUCACUUCCAACUUAAUGAGUUAAAAAGAAAUCGAAAUGUGACUCAUUGAAAGAAGGUUCUGAGAAGAAGUAUAAUAAAAUAGUAAAAAAGAAGUAUAAUAAUUUUACAGACAAAUGAAUCAGUUAUGAGUUUUCAGUGAAGAGGAAUGUUUGAAAGCUGCUUGAACAUCAAAAACUUUAGAAUAGUUAUUGAAUUUACUAUAUCGAACAAAAAAUUCGUGUAGUUUGUAAUAAUUCACAAAAUAUAGUUUUAAACUUUCGUAGAAAGAAUUAUGUUUAACUUACUAGCGUAGAAGACUCGAUGCACAUUUGCGUGUUUUCAAGCUGCAUGCACGCUGUGAGCAAGCUACGUGUGAUCGCUUGCGGUUCAGCAGUACAUGAGUUUAAUUUAUUCUCUGCACACUCGAGCUAAGCUGCUUGCAAGUGACUUGCUAACCGCGUGGACCUACUGCACGCCGCUUGAAAAUAAGUCAGGCGGUUUGGCAGUCUGUGUUGGGCAAUCAUUCAGUACACGUUGACCGCGCGAUCGAUAUCAACGUGAUGCAGAGCGGUUUAUUUCUGGCGUGUACUGACGCCGAGAAAUCGCUCAAAUGUCUGUUGACGGGAAACUUGGCUCAAGCAAUUUGCUCGCAGCGUGCACGCAACGUGAAAACACGCAAAUGUGCAUCGAGCCUUAGGAAACGAGAAGUAGGCAAUAUAAUAUAUCGUCGGCCUCAUAUGAAAAGUGCCUAAGUCCCACGAUAAUCAAAAAUGAGAUUUUUGCGCCAUCUAAUUAAUAUUUAUGGUACACAUGCAUAGCAAGACAAAAAAGUCAAUAGAUGUCGCUAGAACCACAAAAAAGAAUUCUACAAACUCAUUCUUUCAAUGGUUCUUUCAAUCAUUUUUUUUGCGUUUCCUAUAAAAUUUGUUAAUUUGGACUUGGGCACUUUUCAUAUGAGGCCGACGAUAUGUCAAAUAUUUUGUAAGACGUAAUUUUAACUUAUUUCUCCAAUAUCUUUGGGAAAUAGUGAUAUCUUAAACGCAUUGUUGAAUUUUUUACACAGGCAGCUGCUCAAACCGUUUUUAUAACGAUUAUAAUAAAUAAAUUUUUACUACUAUUCAUAUUUACCUACAUUUUAGACGCUAGUGUGUAAAAACACUAUCAUUAUGUAAUCUACAAAAUACCCUUUCGGUUAUCAAGUUGUUAGCAGCACUAAAAUGGAUUUUCUCAAUUUGUUGCUAUGUAGUUACAUAGAAACACUAUUUUUUGUAAAGCCAUUCUUCGGAAGAACGAAACAAACAAUAUAGACUUAUUAUUGAACUGGAAAAAGGAUGAAGAUUGUCCCAAAAGCCCAAACAUCAAGGAGUACGAAUAGUUGAAAGGAAUUAUUGACUGAGUGGCACCACCAAUAUUAUAAGAAUCUUCUUGAAGCUGCUAGAGACAAGACCCGAAUUGGAAGUCUGCUGAGGAUGCGAGUUCCGGGUAGGUGAAGUGAAGUACUUCCCAUUGUGUACAAGCACAGUCAUUACCACAGUCAAUACAUGCUAAUAACAAAGAAAACAAAUAUACAAACAAACAUACAUUUGGGAAAUGUACCGAUAGAAAGGGUUGAUAAAUACAAAUCCCUAGGAACCUGGAUUUCAGACAAUAAUGACUAAGCAACAGAAAUUAGGGGCAGGAUAGAAAUAGCAAGAGAUGCGUUUGUAAAAAUGAAAACAAUUAUAUGCAACAAAAACCUUAGAUUCAAACUGAGACUAAGAGCUUUGAGAUGCUACGUGUCUUCGAUACUGCAAUAUGGACUUGAAAGCUGGACAUUGAAGCAAGAACACUUACAUAAGCUACAGUUCUUUGAAAUGUGGUGUUACAGGAGGAUGCUUAGAAUAGCAUGGAUACAGAAGUAAACUAACACUUGUAUCUAAUAACUAAGUAUUGCGAGAAAUGGUCAAAGAAUACGAAAUAAUAAACACAAUAAAAAUAAGAAAGUUACAAUAUCUGGGACACGUAAUGAGGGGACAGCGAUAUGAAAUGCUAAGACUGAUAAUACAGGGAAAGAUAAGAGGAGGAAGGAGUAUAGGAAGAAGGAGAGUGUCCUGGUUGAAGAAUUUAAGGGACUGGUUUAAAUGUAUAAUAAAAUAGGUUCUGUAAGGGGUGAACGUCCCUCUGCUAGGGGUUGGAUGUCAGGAAUACACUAAAUACUCAUACUAUGUUUAUUUAAUCACUAUAUACGCUAGUAACGAGUUGGUGGACAAAGUCUAUAUUCUAACUACAUUGAUGUCUAAAUAAUGAAUGAUCCCUGCUUUACUUUCUCCGUAUCUAUAAAUAAAUCGUAAUUGUUUUGUUAUGAUUUCAUACUUGAAUGUGACCAUGAAAUACUAAUAGUAACAUAAUUGCUGACUCCGUUGUUUUUCAAAACGAGUGGCCUACAUUGCAGAAGCAAUGUCACCUAAUUUACGAAAUCAAAACAAUGCAUGUAAAUAAUAUUUGUUUGAGACUUUUAAAAAUUAAAUCGAUAUGGAUUACUCUUAUCUUUUGGAUGCUAAUAUAAAUCCUGUACAAAUGCAGUUCUAUAGAACUCUUCAGAGCAGCAGUAGAUAGAGUAAAGAUAUUGAUGAUGAUAUCCAACCUCCGAUUGGGAGACGGAACUUAAAAAAGAAGAAGACAGUCAUUACCAGGAAGUGACACUAUGCUGUUUGCUUACACCACUAUAUCAACUGACAAUUACAGGAAUCAAAGCUGCGCAGUUUUGUACCACUCUUCCACUUGUAAAUACAUAUGUUCGGUUUCUGUUAAAAACAUAUAUGAGCUCUCUAGCGGUAGCAACUCAAACUAGAUUUAAAUCACUUUGUCAAAUGAUAGGAAUCCAAUAAAGUGAAAAAGUGGUAAAGUCAAAAUUUUAAUUGUUUAACUUACGUCACUCUGACUCUAAGUGGCUCAAAUAUUGCGGGGCACUGAUUGAACAGCGAUAACGAUGAUGAUUAUCAAGUAGAGGCUCCAGCAAUACAACAACGUUUCAUUUUUUAGUAUACUUGCCAACAAAUUAUUGCAGAAAACCGUAUCUUAACGUUAUUACAAAGUCAUUUGUAUUUGAGUAGUAUCGUUAAAUUUCGAGAGGUAAACAUACUGAAUAGCAGGUAUAAUAAUUAAACGUACAACAUACAGUAAAACCUCCGUUAACCGAAACAUCGUUUAACCGAAACGGCUGACACUCAAUAAUUUCGUCAAUAAAAAGUAAAUUUUUAUCGAAAAGCUGAAACGAUUCGAUGUUAAUUUGUCAACAUUGUCAACUUUGCUUUCAUACAACUAAAGAACGCAAUUAAAUAUACAACACAUUACGAAAUCACCUUAUAUUAUUGUUUAAUACUAUCUUUGACCAAGAAUACUAUGCAAUUUGAUACAAGAAGAAUACAACACCCAUGUUAUUUUUAACCGAAAUUCUUGUUAUCCGAAACGGCUUCCCCCCAAUUAUUUCGGUUGAAGGAGGUUUGACUGCAUUAACAAUAGAUUACUUUCUACCUGUGCUGGAAGCUGAACCACACCACUCAAAUGCAAAUGAUUUUGUAAUAAGCUUAAGAUUAAGGUUUUAUGAAAUAACUUGAUGGCAACUAUACUUCAUUGCUGAGUUGCGUACAUACAUGAUGACUGAAAGGGUUAAAAAAAUUGAAAUUGAUUGUAUUUGAACGCUUGUGCAAUAAUAAAUUAUCGAAAUUCAAUGCACAGUGUGUCUUUGAAGUUUUCUCAAGCAAACAGCGGACACCUUGUGAUAUUACAUUAAACAUUUUAAAGAUUAUUUCAUUGUUUUAUAAGGUUUUUCUAUUUAUAUUGGGUGAUUUACAAUAAAGAGGGUCAAAGAAAAAGUGAAACUUUUGUAGCAUUUAACAUCAAGAAAAGAUAAAUUGAACAGACGUUUUUAGUUAUGUUUAUUACGGAUUUACAAAUUUGCUUUCCUACAUUUUUACAAAAAAAAAUACUUACAUAGAGGAUAAAGAGACUAGAAAAUAUAUAAUUAACUUCUUUUCUUGAAAAGAAAACUAAAUGAUUUUGUCAAAAAUACUCUUAAAGGAAGUUAGAGCUUUUUAAGAAUGACGUUUUUAUAACGUAGUAUUACAUAGGAAUAAUAGUUUAGUGUUUUAUUUCUUAGUGGAAUUUGUUCUCUGUUACGUGGUAACAAGUUUUUUCCAUCCAAACAUUUGAAACAAAUGAUUAAAAAAAAAUAAACGAUUAUGUUAGUCAAACUGAAAAGCCUCAGCUGCAGAAUUCACCAUUAUAAUAAAAAUUAAAAUGGUAAAUAGUUAUUUAAAUCUGAAACUUUUCUUGUUGAAAGUUCUUUUUGGUACAUCCUUUAUCUGCGACU
Molecule: messenger RNA, 12529 nt
Organism: Diabrotica virgifera virgifera (western corn rootworm)
Lineage: Eukaryota; Metazoa; Arthropoda; Insecta; Coleoptera; Chrysomelidae
Product: cilia- and flagella-associated protein 410
Exons: 9
Coding region: 123-1280 (385 amino acids)
Biological process (GO): cytoskeleton organization
Source: RefSeq, a predicted model, not a curated record